Molecule: messenger RNA, 1804 nt
Organism: Exaiptasia diaphana
Lineage: Eukaryota; Metazoa; Cnidaria; Anthozoa; Actiniaria; Aiptasiidae
Product: endonuclease V
Exons: 8
Coding region: 136-963 (275 amino acids)
Biological process (GO): DNA repair
Cellular component (GO): cytoplasm; nucleolus
Molecular function (GO): RNA endonuclease activity producing 5'-phosphomonoesters, hydrolytic mechanism; single-stranded RNA binding
Source: RefSeq, a predicted model, not a curated record
UAUGAAUUUGUUGGAUGAUGCAAAAGUUUCGAAAAGAUAUGCAAUUACGUUAUUGUUAACUUAUUGCUAACCAUAAGAAAUAAGACCGUAAGGUCGUGUAUACAUCUCUGUUCAAAUGUCAAAGAAUAAUUUUUAAUGGAAAAGUCUCAUUUAACUGUUUCAGACGAAGUCGUGGAAACAUGGAAAAAGGAACAACUCAAAUUGAAGGAAAAGCUCAUCACAGAAGACGACAUGGACUGGAAAAAUGGUGACGAAGACUUCAGUGGUCUCCAUCUUGUUGGUGGUCUGGAUAUUUCUUUUCCUAAAGAUGACUUCACCCAUGCAUGUCCUUGUUUUGUUGUUUUGUCAUUUCCAGACCUCAAAAUCCUUUACAAAGAUCUAAGCUUUGUACAUCUYACAGCUCCAUUUGUUACUGAAUUUCUUGCCUUCAGAGAAGUGGAUUUCUUUGUUGAUUGUAUUGAAAGACUUAAAAAGAAAUCACCAGAACUCAUGCCUCAGGUUAUUAUAGUGGAUGGCAAUGGACUACUGCAUUCAAGAGGAUUUGGUAUAGCUUGUCAUUUGGGUGUUCUUACUGACAUUCCAACUAUUGGAGUAGCAAAGAACUUGUUCCAUCAUGAUGGGAUUGAGAAAGGAGAGCUUCACAAGCAACAGAUCAGAAGUCUAAAUAACAAAGGAGACACGUUCCACCUUGUUGGGGAUUCUGGUWUUACAUGGGGAAUGGCUCUAAGAAGUAGCAAUCCAACCUUCACCUCUCAAGACUGUAAGCCUGUUUACGUAUCUGUUGGACACAGAGUUUGCCUGAAAACUGCAGUAGACAUAGUUGAUCGUUGUUGUACCAACAGAAUCCCUGAACCCACAAGACAGGCAGAUAUAUUAUCAAGAGAAUUCCUGAGAAAUAACUACACAGAAGAGUUGGAGAAAUGCUCAUGCAAUAACAGCAAAGCUGAGCCGGACUCUAGCUAGUUAAAUUAGUCUCCUGUAGCCAUUAAGUGUUGGGAUCCCUGCGUGAUACACAGUCAUUCACACAGCCAACACUACUGGUGGGAGACAGAACAUUGCACCAACUCACUUGAUGUUAACUACAUAGAAAAYGCUGAAAUAGGAAAAGAUCAUGGCUACAAGUCACAGAAAUGAAAGAGCCAUARUUUUUAUGCACAAUCUUAUCACAAUUUUUAGUCAAAAUCUAUAUGCUAUAUUUUACAUACAAUUUGAACAUUAGAGUUGGGCAACAAGCCAACAGAACUGUGAGUAUCUAAAACAUCUGGAAUCUUAGAAGUGUUUUUGUGACACAAAUAAUAUUUAACAACAAGAGGACACUUUGAAGGAAURCCAUUCCAGGUCUUUGAGUUUACAUAAUUUGCAACAAAAAUUUCUUACAAAUUUAGGUGGUCACAGUUUAAUUGAAGCCACUAUGACUAAAACUAGAAAAAAUUAACAGAAAAUCUACCUUGAGGAAUGAUAAGAAUAUUAGAAAAUAAUGCAGCAGGGCUUGAGGUAAGACAUGGAAAAAUGAUGGCAUGCUUGGUUUUGGAUUAUCAAUAUCAGUGCAUUCCUUUACCUUUGUCUUAUAGAGAGCUGCUUUACUUGUAUUCAGAUCAAUCCCCACAUAUAUAUAUUCAAUCUUAUCCUAUAUUCAAUCUUAAAGUAAAAUGUAAAAUAAUCACUUAUAAAAAUGUCUAUACAUUUUUUUCGUUUUACACAAAAUAUACAACAUUUUGCAUACAUCAUUUUUUAAACACAAUUGUAAAUUUUCACAAUUUUUAAUUGGUCAAGCUGUGGCAAAUAAAAGUGCAUACCACAACCA